CAAUGGAGUCAUUAACAUUUUCUCAACUGCAAAGCAUGCCAUUGUAUAAAUACAUGAGGUCUCAUUACUACAAACAUCACAAGCCCCUCCUUUCUCCAACAUAUAAUCUUCAGCUUUUCCCUCCAUUUUCAUAAUUAGUUCAGCUCUUCUUUAACAUCGACAAUGCCUCUCACACUUGAAUUCAAGAAGGAACUUGAACAAAGGUCAGAAAGAGUUAAAUCGGUGGAUUUCCAUCCAACAGAGCCAUGGAUUCUAGCAAGUUUACAUUCAGGAACAGUGUGUAGUUGGAACUACCAGUCACAAGCUAUGGAGAGGUCUUUCAAAUUAACAGACUCACCUGUAAGAUCAGCCAAGUUUAUAGCGCGUGAACACUGGAUUGUUGCUGGAUCUGAUGACAAGUUUGUCCAUGUAUACAACUACGAUACCAAUGAAAAAGUUAAACAUUUUGAGGCGCACACAGAUUAUAUCAGGUCUUUGGCUGUGCAUCCUACCCUUCCAUAUGUUCUUUCUGCAUCCGAUGACAAGCUCGUAAAGCUUUGGGAUUGGGAGAAGGAUUGGGCUUGCACUCGAAUCUUUGAAGGACACAGCCAUUAUGUCAUGCAAGUAGCAUUUAAUCCAAAUGACACCAACACCUUUGCUAGUUCAUCACUUGACUGCACAACAAAGAUUUGGGAUAUUGGCUCCCCUAGUCCGAAAUUCACUCUGGAGGGCCAUUCGAAAGGGGUAAAUUGUGUUGGUUUCUUCACAGCUGUUGAUAAACCAUAUCUGAUCACUGGUUCCGAUGACUAUACCACUAAGGUGUGGGAUUGUGACACCAAAACUUGUGUCCAGACGCUAGAAGGCCACACGAACAAUGUAACUUCAGUAUGUAUUCAUCCAGAAAUUCCCAUUAUCAUUACAGGUUCUGAGGAUGGGACUGUUCGGAUAUGGCAUGCAACAACUUAUAGGCUUGAGAACACACUGAAUUAUGAACUCGGAAGAGUUUGGCAUAUUGGAUGCAUGAGAGAUUCAUCCCAAAUUGUAAUUGGUUGUGACCAAGGAACCAUAAUGGCAAAAGUGAUCGGUUCUCACAGUUGGGAUUCUGCGAACCUUGACGAUGACAAAUGAAUAACUUCAAUUUACUUGAUGCCGAGGAGUAUGGCUAGCGCUUGGCGGCUAGAGCAGUAGCCAUACUGCUCUAGACCACUGCUAUUACAACCAUAUGGUGUGUUUUGAAAGAAUAACUUCUUCUAUCUUUCAGUUGGGAGAUAGACUAUAAAGGUGUAAAAAGUAGUACUAUGUGUGUAUUGUGUGUUUUGUAACAACUCCAAAAGGAUAUGACUAUUAAGGUCACUAGAAUCAUUUCUAAUGUCCUGCAUUGUAUAUGUCAUUUUGGAGUAAUCAAAUAUUAUUACUUUUUUGGAAUUCAAUUAAGUUGUUUGCUGGGGAAAA
Cornus florida is the source of this 1431-nucleotide messenger RNA. RefSeq names its product coatomer subunit beta'-2-like. The record is from RefSeq and is a predicted model, not a curated record. NCBI's taxonomy places the organism in Eukaryota, Viridiplantae, Streptophyta, Magnoliopsida, Cornales, Cornaceae. Gene Ontology annotation, biological process: endoplasmic reticulum to Golgi vesicle-mediated transport; intracellular protein transport; intra-Golgi vesicle-mediated transport. Gene Ontology annotation, cellular component: COPI vesicle coat. Gene Ontology annotation, molecular function: protein binding. The transcript has 10 exons. Bases 163 to 1107 code for a protein of 314 amino acids.